UUUAGAACCGUUGGAUCUUACUGUGACGUUUUCCGAUCAAACCCUAAGCUCCACCGCCUUCGCCAUCCAUCUCCAAUUUGAACCCCCCCUAUCGUCUCUCUUCUUAAAAUUCUUCACGCAAUCGCCGCCGGAAUAUUCUACUUUCUCUCUCACAAUGGAGCAAGAUUCGGGUAUGUUCACAGUGCAGUCGACCAUCGGCAGUGUCUUGUGCUGCAAAUGCGGUAUCCUAAUGCAACCAAACGCAGCAAACAUGUGCGCCAAAUGCCUCCGUUCUGAAAUCGACAUAACCGAAGGCCUUCAAAAGAGCGUCACCAUAAUCCACUGCCCCGAAUGCGACACCUAUUUGCAGCCACCAAGAACUUGGAUCAAAGCCAAUCUUGAAUCCAAAGAGCUCCUUACUUUCUGUGUCAAAAAGCUCAAGAACUUAAACACUGUCCGAUUGGUCCACGCAGAGUUCAUCUGGACCGAACCCCACUCCAAGAGAAUCAAAGUGAAGCUCAAGGUCCAAAAGGAGGUUCUCAAUGGUGCGGUGCUCGAGCAGGCUUUCACGGUCGAAUACACAGUGCUAGAUCAAAUGUGCGAUUCUUGUUCGAGGGUCCAAGCCAAUCCCGACCAAUGGGUAGCUGCUGUGCAGCUAAGGCAGCACGUUUCUCACAGGCGAACCUUUUUCUACCUCGAGCAGCUAAUUCUCAAACAUGAUGCAGCCAAACAUGCUAUAAGAAUUCAGCAGAUGGAUCAGGGAAUCGAUUUCUUCUUUGGUAAGCGGAGCCACGCCCUCAAAUUCGUUGACUUUGUCGGUAAAGUAUCUCCCGUUAGGAGCCGUAACGAUAAGCAGCUUGUUUCUUUCGAUUCGAAGAGCAACGACUAUAACUACAAAUACACUUUCUCGGUCGAAAUAAGCCCCGUUUGUCGUGAGGACUUGAUUUGCCUCCCUCCUAAACUUGUUAAUAGUUUGGGAAAUCUUGGGCCAAUCGUAUUAUGCACUAAAGUGACCAACAGCAUAGCUUUGUUGGACCCUUUUACCCUCCGCCACUGCUUUUUAGACGCGGAUCAAUAUUGGAGAACCUCAUUCAAGGCCUUGUUAUCAAGCAGGCAGCUUGUGGAGUACGUAGUCUUGGAUGUCGAGCCUGUUUCUUCGGAAGUAACUGUCGGUGGAUCGCGGUAUAUUCUCGCCGACGCCCAGGUGGCGCGCGUGUCUGAUUUCGGGAAAAACGACACGAUUUUCAACGUGAGGACGCAUUUGGGGCAUAUUUUAAACCCGGGAGACAACGCGCUCGGGUACGACUUGUACAGUGCCAACAGCAACGAUAUCGAGCUGGACAAGUACAAAGGGUUUUCUAUUCCGGAUGUGAUUUUGGUUAAGAAGAGCUAUGAAGAGAGGAGGCAGAAGAAACGUGGCAAGGCAAGAACGUGGAAGCUUAAGUCGCUUAACAUGGAGGUUGAUAGUACUGCGAGAGGGUAUAACGAGGAGAAGAUUAGUUCGGAGUAUGAGCAGUUCUUGCGGGAUUUGGAGGAGAAUCCGGAUAUGAGGUUUAACUUGUCCUUGUAUCGGAAUAAGGAAUAUCAGCCUUCGGAAAUGGCUUCCUCGGUUGCUGAUGGAGAUGAACUUCCUUCGAUACCGUUGGACGAGUUGCUUGCGGAUCUUGAUUUGAGUGACGUGGAAUCGAAUGAUGAUGAUAGCAUGGCAGAGUGAAUUUACUUGCUUCCCAAAUUUUUGAUGGAACUGUUCCAUCAAGUCUUUCAUUUUUAAGGGGUUUUUUUUUCUUUCUUUUCUGGCUACUGUUGAAUGUUGGCAAUUUGGAUUUGUAGGUUGGAGUGGCUUGAUUUUGUGUGGGUGUAUGCCACCACUUCUUUUGCAAGAUUAGAUGCCAUAUGUUUUUAUUAUGUUUUAAUGAUAUGUUAUUAUGUUUGACAAGUUGAAGAUACUGCUGCUAUACAUACAUAUCUUUACACCGUUUACAUUUUGAAUUUGAAGAUAU
Molecule: messenger RNA, 1979 nt
Organism: Erythranthe guttata (spotted monkey flower)
Lineage: Eukaryota; Viridiplantae; Streptophyta; Magnoliopsida; Lamiales; Phrymaceae
Gene: NMD3
Product: nonsense-mediated mRNA decay NMD3 family protein
Biological process (GO): ribosomal large subunit export from nucleus
Cellular component (GO): cytoplasm; nucleus
Molecular function (GO): ribosomal large subunit binding
Source: RefSeq, a predicted model, not a curated record